Molecule: messenger RNA, 708 nt
Organism: Eucalyptus grandis
Lineage: Eukaryota; Viridiplantae; Streptophyta; Magnoliopsida; Myrtales; Myrtaceae
Product: UPF0481 protein At3g47200-like
Exons: 2
Coding region: 1-708 (235 amino acids)
Source: RefSeq, a predicted model, not a curated record
AUGAUCAUGCUUGAGAAUCAGAUCCCGCUCUUCAUACUUGACUGGCUGCUUGGUCUCCAGCUUGGAGACCCCAAACAGAUGGGGCGCGUGGCCAAGUUGGCGGUCCAGUUCUUCGACCCUCCGAGGUUCUGUGAUGCUUUGAUGCUGAUGCUCAGCCUCUUUGGCAAGGACGACUGCGAAAUAUUGAAGGACAACAGCGAAAGAUUGAAGUUCGACCCAUUAUGCGACCAUGGCAAGGAAGCCGGGAUUGAGAUCAGGUUGAGAGAUGACAGUAGCAGUUGGGGUGACAUCCGGUUCAAGAACGGGAUCCUCAGGAUCCCGCCCCUUAAGAUCCACAAAGGGACGAGGUCGCUCUUCCUCAACUUGAUUGCUUUCGAGGAGUCUCACUUCGAUUGUGGCAACUACAUCACCUCAUAUGUAAUCUUCAUGCACAACUUGAUCAACUCCCCCGAGGAUGUCCGGUACCUCCGCAACCUCGACUGUGGGAUCAUUGAGCACUGCCUUGAGAGCGAUGCCAAGGUGGCUAACCUCUUCUGCCGGCUUUGCCAGGAGGUGGCCCUCAACCAAAAAGACAGUUAUCUCUGGGACAUAUCUAUUGAACUGAGGGCAUACUACUUUGGAAUUUUUAACUUAAAUUCUAUGGUCCCACUUCGGAGUCAUGCUAUGCUGGGACAAGGUUCAGUCUCGUGUUCUUGUGGAGUGUCUUGA